AUGAGUACGACUACAACUACAACUACAAAUACAGAUAUACCUACUACAGCAUCUACAACAACGACGACUAAGAUAGAAGCAAAGAUUACAAAAUUGAAUAGUAUAAUGAAUGAUCAAAAUAUCAAAUUGGCAAAGAGGAAAAGAGCUAAAAAGAAGUUAACAGCAUUGACGUGCAAGAACAAUAGCAAGGUUGAAAAGACACCUAAUACUAAUAACAAUAGUACAUCAACAAAGGAAACGAAAACAUCGGCAGCAGCAGUAAUUAAAUAUGUAGAAGAGAUACCAAUACCAAAAUCAUUGAUUUUAAAAUUGAUCGAUGAUUAUGAUCCUACGGGAGGACCAAAAAGAAAGUUUAGAUUGUUUUCAAAAUAUGAUCAAGGUAUAUUAAUGGAUGAUGAAUCAUGGUACUCUGUGACACCAGAGAAAAUAGCAAAACAUAUAGCAGAGAGAUGUAGAUGUGACUUUAUUAUAGAUGGAUUUGGAGGAGCUGGUGGAAAUAGUAUACAAUUUGCAAGAACAUGUGGUCAUGUAUUGGCCGUGGAUUUGGAUCCGACAAAGGUACAAUUGGCAAUCAAUAAUGCCAACGUCUACAGAUGUGUAGAAAAGAUUGAUUUUAUUAAUGGUAAUUUUAUGGAUGUUGCUCGAUCCAUCCAAGGUAUCACUCAUGUCGAUGUUAUAUUCCUGUCACCACCUUGGGGUGGUCCAUCGUAUCGUGAUAAAAGCUUGACUCAAUUGUCAGACUUUACACCAGACGGUUUCGAUAUUUUCAGGGCUGCUCUUAAAAUUACACCAAAUAUAGUCUACUACUUGCCAAAUAAUAUCGAUCAUUUAGAUCUUGCCAAAUUGACUGCAAUGUCUCGUUCCUAUGGUGGAACCGAUCAUUGUGAAGUCGAAGAGAAUUAUAUCAACGAUUUUGUUAAAACUAUCACUGUUUAUUUUGGUAAUACCAUUAGAAAUUUCAACCCUUCAAAUGAAGAAUAG
This is a messenger RNA of Cavenderia fasciculata, 981 nucleotides long. RefSeq names its product Putative PRIP-interacting protein. NCBI's taxonomy places the organism in Eukaryota, Evosea, Eumycetozoa, Acytosteliales, Cavenderiaceae. Bases 1 to 981 code for a protein of 326 amino acids. Gene Ontology annotation, biological process: 7-methylguanosine cap hypermethylation; 7-methylguanosine RNA capping. Gene Ontology annotation, cellular component: nucleus. Gene Ontology annotation, molecular function: RNA cap trimethylguanosine synthase activity. The transcript is spliced from 2 exons. The record is from RefSeq and is a predicted model, not a curated record.